AUUAUGCCCGACGGUCUGUUUUUUGGAUACUUCUGACUCUCAAUAGAAUCAGCUCCUUGUGCGCAGAUAACUUGGGUGACAUUUCAGAGUGUUUCACACAGGCAGUCGCUUGACCGGUGGUUAUUGUUAGAUUUUUUCUGUUCCGCGCAUUUUUUCCGUUAGUAUAUUUCAUUAUUCUGUGUUAAAGGUAGUUGCUUCUUCCCGUAAUCUGCGCGUUCCUCAGUUUCACCUUGUCUUUUCAACCCUUUAAUUUUUACUCCAAUUUAAAAGGAUCUACAGGAACCUCUCUAAAGUUCUCACAAAUCUCGGCAGCUACAAGGAAAAUCGAAUCUGACAUCCACACAUGAGGCUUAAACAAAGGACACCAAGAAGAAAUGAAAAACGGAAGCUCUUCGUUUCUUCAAGAAAAACUUUUAGGAAGUGGAGUGGUAAACGAAAAAAACCAACCAUGCCAGCCACCGAUGAGAGACCGACUUUGAGUCUUGUAACGUACAUGUGUCCAAGUCAUCCAGUUGAAAUGUUUGAGACGAUAAUGGCCUAUUUGGAAGAGGAAGUUAAAGUAAAGGCUGUGCUGCAGUACGAAUCACGUCACCCAGGGCCUCUUCCCGAUCGCGAGGAUCCCUUUGAACAUGAUCUCAUUGAUUUGGCUUUCAUGUCGCCCGCGGAGUAUUUGAAGCUUCACGACAAUAACAACCAACACGCCGAGUUACUCCCAGUUGCCGCUGUGUUUAAGCACUCCAAAAAUACGACUGAAUCGGCCGAUUACUAUUCAGAUAUAAUAGUCCACACUGAUACUAGGAGUUACGUUAAUGCUUUGGAAGAUCUCCGAGGAUGCCAAUGGGCUUACAACCACGAAAACUCACUGAGCGGCUAUAUCUCUGUCUUGAAGGCACUUAAGGAUAUUGGAGAGGGUUCUCAAUUUUUUGGUAACACCCUAAAGGCUGGUUCCCACUUAGCGUGCAUCAAAAUGGUGCAACAGAAACAAGCAGAGGCUGCAGCCGUGGAUGCAAAUGUUCUGGCUUACAAUCAAAAGAAACUGCCUGAUUAUGGAAAAGACAUCAGCGUCCUUACGAGUCUAGGUCCACUCCCACCGUAUCCGAUUGUGAUCAGCAAACAAGUUCCCGGGGAACUGAAAAGUAAAAUCGUCGAAGCACUCCUAAAAGCGACGAAAACUCGUCUGUGGGGCAAGCGUCUGGAGGCUUUUGGUAUCGUCGGCUUUCAAGCAAAUCACCCGGACAAAUAUUUCAGCAUUCGAGAAACGUAUGAGGUUUUGAAAAACAAGCGGCUGAACAACAUUUACUAUUAGUGUUCCUCCUCGAAACAUAUUUUAUACGUAUUUAAACGUUAUUUCACUUUUUUUAAGGCAGUUUUCGGUCAAAGGAACUGAUUUACGCCUAUGAUAUCUCAACCACAUACCUAUUUCUUUGUUCCCUGUUAUUGUAAUUUGUACUAUUGUGCUCGUUUUUUAGUCAAAUUUUUAUGAAUCAAUGUUGCUUGUUAUUUUAAUAAUUAGUUUUACUCAAUGAAAGUUCUCACAAAGAUUUUAUAAUGAAAGUUCGAAAAAUAAAUUACUCCUAUCACGGAACUCAUAUGUUUAAAA
Molecule: messenger RNA, 1600 nt
Organism: Bemisia tabaci
Lineage: Eukaryota; Metazoa; Arthropoda; Insecta; Hemiptera; Aleyrodidae
Product: probable ABC transporter phosphonate/phosphite binding protein PhnD2
Source: RefSeq, a predicted model, not a curated record